UUGCAGCACUGGUCGUCUUGACAGCUGACAGCUGUUUUUGUUGGCCGAGGCAUAGAAGCAAUUUUAUAAGUUUAAUCGAAUUUUGGUAAAGCUAGCCAUGGCCCAAGUUCCCUUGGCAAUUGUCUCCCACAAGCGCCAGGUGUGCAGCUUGUACAAGCGUGCCCUGCGCAACCUAGAGGCCUGGUACGACCGACGCAAUGACUACCGCUACCGCGCUGUGCAACUACGAGCGCGCUUUGACGAAAACCGCAGCAAGGACUUGGGCGAGGGCAUCCGAUUGCUUGCCAGUGGCCAGAAGGAACUCUUCGAAACGAAGCAUUACCAGCCCAGAAACUUUGCCAACAGCCCUGGCGGUUGUGCAUUCGAGCGUGAAGUUAUCCCGCCGGACUGGGUGCUAGACUAUUGGCAUCCCCUUGAGAAGGCGCAGUACCCCGAGUACUUUGCCAAACGGGAACAGCGCAAGAAGGAGUACGUGACCUGGUGGGAGAAGCAAUACGGCAAGCCGGAUCCGAAGGACCUGGGACACCACUAGCCGCCUACCCGUAGUACUGUAGUGAAACAUCCAAUCUUUGUCUUAUAAAAGUGAAUCUAUUGGAGCUA
Drosophila serrata is the source of this 600-nucleotide messenger RNA. RefSeq names its product NADH dehydrogenase (ubiquinone) B22 subunit (gene ND-B22). Gene Ontology annotation, cellular component: respiratory chain complex I. Gene Ontology annotation, biological process: mitochondrial electron transport, NADH to ubiquinone. The record is from RefSeq and is a predicted model, not a curated record. NCBI's taxonomy places the organism in Eukaryota, Metazoa, Arthropoda, Insecta, Diptera, Drosophilidae.